AAGGUUUUUAGUGUCGGGAGUCCUUAUCCUAAGCUUUCCCUGUGGUGUGGUCCACUUAAGUUCUAAAAAUUUCUCAUUUUGUUCUAUCAAGGAUAAUAUAAGGGUUUUUACAUGGUAAACGGAUUGGAUGACAAUAAAAAAUCAAAUUAGGUCUCACACAUUGUGCUGUAUGUUACUAUUAACCUACACAGGUUUGUAAUAUUGGAUACAGCCUGGUCAAUACAUAUACUCACAUGCAUGGUGCCUGUAGCCACGCUAUUUUUUCUGUGAAGCAACUAAAAAAGAUCCGUACAUUGCGAGGCACCGGAUUCAUGGAGGGACACAAGCCUACCAUAGCCAUGGUAGCGUUGCAAAUAUCGUAUGCAGCCGUGAAUCUCACCUCAAGAGCAGCUCUUACACAUGGGAUGAGUCCAAGGGUCGUUGUUGUCUACAGGCAAGCCAUAGCUACUAUUGUCAUGGCACCCAUUGCUUAUUUUGUUGAGAGGUGGAGAAAACCGACUGCAACAGCUUUAGGAGUAAAGAGCUUGUCUUUGAUGUUUAUUAUCUCUCUAAUUGGGGUAACAGCUAAUCAAAACUGCUAUUUCAUGGGCAUGUCUCUCACAUCAUCAUCGAUUGCAAGCGCUAUGGGUAACCUACUUCCAGCAGUUACUUUCGUGAUGGCAGCUUCUUUAGGAUUGGAGAAAGUCAAUAUAAGAAGUUUGGUGAGCGUAGCUAAGGUGAUCGGAACCGUUGUUUGCGUUAUGGGAGCAGUGUCCAUGGCAUCGAUCAAGGGCUCAAAGCUUCUCAACGUGGAAUUCCCAACAUCCAACUUUAUUUUCCAAUCAAAGGCUGAGAAUUGGGUUUUGGGUUGUGCUCUUCUCUUUGGAAGCUGUUGUUGCUGGUCAGUAUGGCUAAUUUUACAGGUACCCAUGUCUAAAAGGUAUCCUGACCAUCUAUCUUUAUCGGCUUGGAUGUGUUUCUUUGCAACGAUUCAAUCAGGAACGGUCGCGAUCUUCUUAGGACCGGACCUAAAAGCUUGGGAGUUGAAUUCAAGCAUUAAAAUCUUGUGUUCUAUCUAUACUGGAAUUAUGGGAUCUGGGAUCUUAUUUUACGUGCAAUCAUGGUGCAUUUCAAAAAGAGGGCCCCUAUUCUCUGCAAUGUUCAACCCCUUAUGUACGGUGAUAGUGACCAUUUCAGCUUGUGAUUUCCUCCAUGAAGAGCUUUACGUUGGAAGCUUGGUAGGUGCUAUUGCUGUUGUGGGUGGGCUGUAUGCCGUUCUUUGGGGAAAGGCCCAUGAUAUAGAUGCUAGGAUGGAGGUAAGCCCAAGAGAUGGUUCCGUACAGAUAAAAGCCUCUUCAGAUGAAUCAACGGACGGUUGUAAAAUUGACAUCAAGGAGCCCCUGUUGGGUGAUAAAUUGCAAGCUAUUGACCGAAACGAGACUACCCAAUGA
This is a messenger RNA of Magnolia sinica, 1430 nucleotides long. RefSeq names its product WAT1-related protein At4g30420-like. Gene Ontology annotation, cellular component: plasma membrane. The record is from RefSeq and is a predicted model, not a curated record. Lineage: Eukaryota; Viridiplantae; Streptophyta; Magnoliopsida; Magnoliales; Magnoliaceae. The transcript has 8 exons. Bases 234 to 1430 code for a protein of 398 amino acids. Gene Ontology annotation, molecular function: transmembrane transporter activity.